AGCUGAGGGCCUCCGUCCGAGUACUGUUGUCCGUGGCGCCGCCUCUUAAGGCUGAUUGCUACUACCACUUCCCGCGCCCCGGUGACGUCGAUCCAAACCUUGUGAGCGCAAACCCGAAACCCAACAUGAAGCGUCUCAAUUCCGCCAAGGAUGACAACGUCCCCAUUUAUAUCUUCAUUCUGCUGUUUGUGAUCCUGUGUCUUAGCUUCCUCGGCACGUAUUUGGAUACCAGCAAACGUGUGAAAUCGGCUUCACGCACCUAACCCAACAACUCUAACAUCAACAUCAACAAGAAUAUUGAAGUAUAAGUGUUCUUCGACAUGGCCGGAACAUGUUCCAUGCUUUGUUUGAUUCUCAUCACUUUGUUCAUACCUCCUCUCGGUGUGUUCUUGAUUUCGGGCUGCAGUGUUGAUCUGCUUAUCAAUAUCCUUUUGACGAUUCUCGGAUACCUGCCCGGUCACAUCCACGCUUUCUAUCUCGAAUACGUUUACUACGGUAAUCGCAAUGCGGGAGAGGUAACGGCUCCGCGACGUGCUCCGGGUGUUUAUUCGGAGAGGAUUCAGCGUGGAGGUCAUCAUCACCAUCAGACGUAUGGUACUAUUCCUUGAGCGUUGGCUGGAUGGGCCAGACGGGCGAGUCUGGGUUUACUUUUCGGGCAUUGCAUUGUCAUGACAUGGGUUUUUCUGAGCGACUGGUACGGAUAUCGAUAAUGGAGUUGAGGUUCACUUGAUGCUUAUGUUUUAUGUUUAUGUUUACCUGUUGUGUCCCAACCGAAAAAGAAAAGAAAAUGGAAUUAAAAAAAAAGGGCAACCCUACAAUCAAUCCAUCACAACACCCAAAAUCCCAAUGCUAUCAUCCC
Aspergillus sclerotioniger CBS 115572 is the source of this 859-nucleotide messenger RNA. Its product is annotated as YqaE/Pmp3 family membrane protein. The coding region runs from base 321 to 608 and encodes 95 amino acids. NCBI's taxonomy places the organism in Eukaryota, Fungi, Ascomycota, Eurotiomycetes, Eurotiales, Aspergillaceae. The transcript has 3 exons. The record is from RefSeq and is a predicted model, not a curated record. Gene Ontology annotation, cellular component: membrane.